AUGCCCUUUGUUGAAGAACCAAGAAGCAUCUGGUCGUUCCUUGAUCCCACUCCCAAACCCAAACAGAAAACACCAGAACCACACCUCUAUUCCCCCCACAACAAAUCCUAUCCUACCACACCCCAAUCGACCAAUAUGUCAUUCGAAGCAUGGAGGGAGACGAAUCCAGAAAUCCUACCCCCGUCAACACCAGGGAUGGGAAUGCACGAAUUAGGAGAGGCCCUACCGCCUACUCCGCAAAGAGAACGAUCGCCCUCGCCAGAGUUGAGGCGCAUGCAGAAUCUAGAGAUGAUGGUCCGAAUGGCCAUAACAGCCACAAUCCAGGACAACAAUGCAGAAUGGGAAAGACGAUUCCUGCAAAGAGAUGCAGAAGUUGCAGGCUUGCAGAGAAGGCUCACAAUGCAACUGCAGCAGCAGCAGCAGCAACAGAUGGGCCGGCCUACCGAACACAAAGCCAGCUACAGAAAAACUGCAUUGGCCAAGCCUGAGCCAUAUGAGGGCAACAAAAAGAAGUUCCGGAACUUCUUUGAAUCACUACAGCUUCAUUUUGGAGCAAACCCAGAAUACUUCUGGAUAGAGGUCAAUAAAAUCAAUUUUUCCCUAUCCUAUAUGACAAGUGGAGAGGCGGCAGCACUUAGAACAGAAUGGGUGGAAAGAAAGAUGCUGGCAGACGAAAGGACAGACAUCGAAGAAAUGGAACAAUUGGAAAGCUGGGCUCAUUUCGAGUCCAUGCUAAAGGACCAUUUCCAAGAUGCAUUUGAAGAGGAAAGAAGCAAGUACAAAAUCAUGUACUUAAAACAAGGUACUCUCACUGCGCAAGAAUACUUUGUAAAAUUCAAAGCAACCAGACAACGCGCAGGAUACAAUGUGAAAGGGAAUGAACAAUUCCUGAUCACAUUGAUCAGAAACAAUAUCAAUGCUCCAUUGAUUAAACAAAUCAUCUACUCGGGAAACAUCCCAAAAACAUACACAGAAUGGAAAAUGAGGAUCAUCACCAAUGAUCAAUUAUGCGGCAGCUCUGGUUCUGGAAACCGGGGACCCAAUGGUUGGUACCGAGGAGAGGGCACUUCGGAGAAGAAGGCCGAGACAAUGGAAGAUAAGAAAGAUGGGACUGGAACCACCUAUAGUGGAGCCGGUCAAAGAAUGGAAGUUGAUAAAGCGAAGUACCGAGCAGAAGGCAGCUGCAAAGCCAAAGUUCAACCUUCGAGCUAUGUUAGAAGGAAUAACGAAAGAAGAGCGGGACGAACUGCUCCAGGAUUUUUAAAGAGGCCGGCUGUGACUCCUCGUCAGACCGAGCCAAAAAACAUUGCAAAUGUAAAUAGAUAUGCUUCUCUCUCUGUUGACAAUCUUGAUGCAUGUAACACCGAUGAAAAUGAAAUUGCAUUAUUUAAAAAUGCACAAAAUCUGAAACAGAAAGAGCAAUCUAAAGAGGAGAGCCUGAAAGGGAAAUGGGCUGAAGAGAUUCCCAAAACAGAAACAACUAAGGUACAGAAUGAAGCGACUCAAUUGGGUAGCGCUUCUGACACUGAUACCUUGACACGUUCUGAAGAGGUCAGGCACACCUUUGAUAAAAACCUAGAAGCGGCGCGCAAGGUACCUAAAGGGGAUAGGACCAUGAAAAGCGCAGCAAAGAAGGAGACAACUGAAUUACAGAAGGCGGUGACUCAAUUGGGUAGCACCAAUAAUACUGAUACUUCAAUCAGCUCCAAAGAGGUCAGGCACACCUCUGAUAAAAACCUAGAAAAGAAAGUACCAUGGACGGCUGCAUGGAUAGCGGAAAGGCUGAGAGACCAAAAGGAAGAAAGAUCUAUUGGUAUCUUAAAUAGCUGGACCCAUAAAAAACAAGGAAAAGAAGUAACUGCAGAGUUAAUCAAAGAAUUAAACGCUUUACCAAUCCACAAAACGGUAUUAGCAUUGGAAGAAUUGAGAAAGCCUAAACAGUUCAUUAGAGGCGCUCAAGAAAACCAAAUGAACAUUACCUGCAGACUUACAAACCUCGGAACGCAUCAAUCAACGACGAUAGAUGCAUUAUUAGACAGCGGCUGUACCGGAAGUUGCAUACAUUCAAGAUUUGUUGAGGAACAGGGAUAUAAAAGGCAAAGAAUCCCUAGACCAAUUCCAGUCUAUAAUGCUGACGGCACCCUUAACGGGACGGAAGCAUCAAAGAAUUUAUGA
Serpula lacrymans var. lacrymans S7.9 is the source of this 2175-nucleotide messenger RNA. RefSeq lists its product as uncharacterized. The record is from RefSeq and is a predicted model, not a curated record. The transcript has 3 exons. Lineage: Eukaryota; Fungi; Basidiomycota; Agaricomycetes; Boletales; Serpulaceae. Bases 1 to 2175 code for a protein of 724 amino acids.